This is a messenger RNA of Danio rerio (zebrafish), 811 nucleotides long. Lineage: Eukaryota; Metazoa; Chordata; Actinopteri; Cypriniformes; Danionidae. The record is from RefSeq and is a predicted model, not a curated record.
AUGACUGAAGAUGAAGUAAAAGAAGCACCGCUGUGGGUUCUGGCUCUACAUCCAGUUUCAGUCCUCACUGGUGUCUCGGAGAAAGAGCUAUGGAUUCUGAUUCUUGGUGCUGCAUUUGGAUUUUCCUCAUACGGACCGAUCGCCUUGUUCGGAGUGAUUGCGAGUGAAAGCGCCCCAUCCAACUUCUGCGGGACGUCCCACGCCAUUGUAGCUCUGAUGGCAAAUGUUGGUGCAUUCAUUGCCGGCCUGCCAUUCAGUACCAUUGCCAAACGCUACAGCUGGGACACAGCAUUCUGGGUAGCAGAGGUCUCCUGCGCCAUAACCACAGUUUGUUUCUUCUUCGUCCGUAACAUGCGCACAAAAAUGGGCCAUGUGCCUAAAAAGAUGGACUAAUCCUCUUAUUAAAUCCAAUCAGAGAGCCCUGCCAAUGUGAGAGCACUCGGACAGGACAUUUACAUGCCAGUGAUGCAUUAAUGUAUAUUUUUAUCACGCAUCUCAAUUCGUUUGAUUAUGAUAUUAAUAUUUGUUUCUCAAGCUUAUUCGGCAGCAAUAUCAGACAUUAUUUUAGAGAUAAACCUUUUGUUACUGUAAAAACAGAAAUGUUUACACACUUUUUGAGCACGGAGAGCUGUUUACUUUCUUAGUAUUUAUUAACAUGAAUAAUUUCACAUGAAUGUUGUUUGAUUCGCGUACGAUUUGUGUACGAUUGUCCAGUGUUUAAGUUACAUUUCAAGAGCUUUGGUGCUGAAAUGAGCUUAAAUGUACUGUAUUGUUGUUUUGCACUUGAAACAUCUGUCAUUUUGUCACCGGA